CCAGAAUCAGCGCCAUCUUUCUUUUAGGCAGUUGAUAGUGUGAUUCACCACUUAUUCAUUUUAGACGCCGGAGAAAUUGAAUUUUAAUUCAUAUUUCAUUCAUUGUUAUUAUCAACAGAUAUUAUGGCCCGUGACAGUAGAAUAUAUGUUGGAAAUUUACCUCCUGACAUCAGAACUCGAGAUAUUGAAGAUUUAUUUUACAAAUACGGAAAAAUAACUUUCAUCGAUUUAAAAAAUAGACGCGGACCUCCAUUCGCUUUUGUGGAGUUUGAAGAUCCCAGGUAAGCCGCUUCACGAUGAACUGAAAAUUGUUGAUCAAUAUCAAUUGUUAAAGAACAGAAGACAGUUAAUAUAUGCAUUCUUUUGUACACAUUGCUAAGCCCAUGCAACUGUUUCAUGUCAAUUCGAUACCUGGUGUCAGUGGUGAGUUGUGGGAAAGUGCCGGCAAAUGUAAUUUACCGGUACUUGACACUUGUACUUCAAGUUAAAGUGACAGUCUUUGACGUUGGUCACUGAGUAAAUUUAUAUAAAUAUUUUUUUUAAAAAUAUAGAACGUAGGCUAAAUAUGAAAUUGUCUUAUUAAUUUUCACCUUUACCAAGAAAUGCCAAGUUUGAUGAUUCCAUGCAGUAAAACUAGUAAUAGUAAAGUAUUAAAAAAAAGGGACCAGUCAUUAUCACUUUUUAAUCUUGCUGCAUAACCACAGAUUAUCACGGGUUCUUUCUACAUAGCUUAUCUCUGAGGGAUACAAUAAAGUUUUUACUGUUGCCAAGCAUAAAAUAUUAAGCAACCAGAUGGGUGGGCACAAAAAUAAAAUACAUCGUUUAUCAAGUUCGACCAUGCAAAAACACUUCUGAGAGAGAGCUGCACUGGCUGCCGGUGCGUGUUCGCAUGGAGUACAAAAUCGCAACGUUGUGCUACCGCUGCUUACAUGACCUGGCGCCGUCCUAUCUGAAAGAGCUGCUUACGCCUUAUGUACCCACUAGAGAGCUCCGCUCAUCCGAUAGUGGCAAACUCUCGACACCACGUGUUUGCCUUGAGACUUACGGAAAACGCACUUUCGCAUUUGCUGGUCCAACAAUUUGGAACGCCCUUCCUGUCGAUCUCAGAAACAACCAGACACUGGAUUCCUUUAAAACCAAUUUAAAGACACACCUAUUUCGCAAACACCUUCUGGGAUGAUUGUCAACCUUAUUUUCCAGUUAAUGCAUAGUGGCUGUGUUGCUUGGGGUUGAAAUGGCUAGAAAGACUUUGCAAUUGUAUGCUAGUAAUUAGUUUUUGUAGUGUUGCGUUUGUUUUAAAUGUGUUAAAUUAUAGAUUUGUAUUUUUUUGACUUUGUACCGCGCUUCGAGCCUUUGGGGAUGAAGCGUGUUUUUGAAAUGAACUUUAUUAUUAUUAUUAUUAUACUAUAAAAAUGUAGGCUUAUCUCAUUGUAAUUCUACUUUACUUUAUAUGCCUGUUCAUUUUAAAUGUUUUUUUUUUUAUAAACAUUUUUUGUUCCAGAGAUGCAGAGGAUUCUGUUCGACAAAGAGAUGGAUAUAAUUAUGAUGGCUACACAUUACGUGUUGAGUUUCCUAGAGGCAGUGGAGCACCUGGUGGUGGGGGGCUUAGAGGUGGAGGAGGAGGUGGUGGUGGUGGUGGAGGGGGUUUCAGGGGAAGGGGUGGGUAUAGUGGAGCAGGACGAGGUGGCCCACCUUCAAGGAGAACACAGUACAGAGUAUUAGUUUCAGGUAAACUUAUGAACCAUACUCUCUGAAAUCUCGCCAUCAUAUGGUAGCAUCCCUUAGUUUUAAGUCUCUUAAGUUGUAUUACUUGUAUUGGCAUAAAAAUAAACUUUAUAUCAAAAUUGAAAAUAUUUUUUAAAUUUAAAAAAAAAAAUUCUGUAGGUUUACUGGAGUGAAUAAAAAAUUUCCAUAUUUACUUACCUCUAAUUGUCAGAUGAAAAUAUGGGUCGUUUGAGAACAAGAAUUAAUUUUUCACUAGCUUAACAUUUAUGGAAAUAAUCUAGUCCAAGACUUAAUUUACUGUACUGGUGAUUGAUAGGUUUAUAUAUGAACAAAAAAAUUAUUAUAUUUGUUAACCUUUUCUUAAAUUUAUUAUUAUAAUUAUAUUUUCUCAGAAACAUUUUGAUGCUGAAUACAGACCUGUUUACCUUAAAACUCUUAAAAUCGUACUAUGUCAUCACAAAAUCGUUCAAUGCGUUAUCUUAAUAGUAAAAAAAAACAUGCAGUAUAUAUAAUGUAUAAACCUCAAAAUCGUACAUUGUACACCAAAAUCAUACGAGUAAACAGGUCUGUGAAUAGAAAAUUUGGGGGUAAAUUUAUAGCUAUUUUGUGAGUUUAUUUUUUUUUUCAAGAACAAACAUUUGUAUUUUAUUUAAGUACAACACUUAAAAGCCACAUUUGACUUUAUGAUAAGUUUGAAUUUUUCAGGCCUGCCACCAAGUGGAAGUUGGCAAGAUCUAAAAGAUCACAUGAGGGAAGCUGGUGACGUGUGCUAUGCUGAUGUCUUCAAAGACGGCACAGGAGUUGUUGAAUUUCUUAGAAAAGAAGAUAUGAGAUAUGCAGUUCGCAAGCUGGAUGACACCAAAUUCAGAUCGCAUGAGGUAACUUAGCGUGAACACUGAUUGUAACUUAUUUUACUUAAUACUGAGGUAUGAAUGUUAAUAAUGCAGGUACAAAUUAAGGAAAAUUCAUUAUUAUUUUUGAAUGCUUCUAUUUUUUGCCAAUCAUAUCAUUUAUUUUUAUGGAAGGACAUUUUUAUAGUUCAAAUUUGUUAGUCUUUACAAAAUUCAAUGUACUGAUAUUUAAGAAAAAGCAUAAUUGGGGAACCAGUAGCAGUUAGUUUCAACUUAUUUUGAAAUGGUAACACUACUAAAUAUAAAUGUAACAUUUGUAAUACUUCAUAGGGUGAAGUGGCUUAUAUUCGUGUCAAGGAAGACAACCCUGGAAGAGGUUCCAGGAGUCGUAGCCCAAGUCCCAGGCGUUCAAGAGGCAGCCCACGAUAUUCACCAAUGAGAGAUAGAGAGCGUUCGUACUCUCCUUAUAAUUGAUGCAAUCAAAUCCUGGAGAGCUAGGCUCAAAGACAAAUAGAAUACAUUAAAUGUCAUUUUAAAAUUUUAACUAUUUUAAGAAAGAAAAUCAGCAAACGAUGCUGCUGAAAAGCAGUACAAUUUCAAACUGGCAGCAAUACUUUCCCCUUAUAUAGUCAUAUGUUGUUGUGCUUGAGAGUAUUACAUUUAUUUUAUUUUUUUUCAAGAAAUAUUCAUUCCAUUUCAUUUCUGGCUGGAAUUUCACAAUACUUAAGUUUAUAAUUAUUACAUUUUUAAUAAGAAGGCUCCAGACUGAAAAAGUCUUUUAGUACAACUUGUAAAUACAUUUGUCUCUUCUCAAGCUUAGCUACAUAUGAUGCAGACAGUAACACUCAAAAAAAGAUUAGUUCAUCAUUAUAAUACACCUUAGAAUUAUUAGCUUGAAAAUAGACUCUACAUUUUAAUGUCUAAAUACGUAUGUAUAGGCUAUUUUAUAUGCCUAGAUUAAAGGGAACUUUCUGAUUUUUAAACUGCUAAAAAUAAUGAAAUCAAACCCUUUUUAUUUUUCCUUUCAAAGUUUAAAUACUUAGAAGCUUUGUAAUCAUUUUACUUAACAUUAAUGUCACAGCCUCUUUAAACAUUAAACAGGUACUUGAUGUAACGCUGACCAUGCGUUCCUCUCCUUCCUCAGAGCGCUCCUAAUCAACGCAUUUCAAGUUGGUCUUUAUAGGACGCAGAGGAACGGAGCGCAAAGGAUAUGAUGGGACCGGAUAGGACGGGCAAGGUGGCAGUGAUGGAGGCUGCAUCGAUGGCCAUUCCACUCCUGUAGCGUUCUCCCAUCAUAUGCCUAUUAGUGCUCUAAUGGAAUUUUAUCUAUUAUGGUAUGCUUGAGGCUGGAGAAGUAGGAUGUAUUUUGUUCUCCCAGAAUUCCUGUUUUGUCUGUCAAUUUGAACAUUUCAAAUUCAUUUUUGUUUUUUUUUAUUUUUCUUUAAUGUUGUAACUGUUUUUAAUCUAAAUCUCAGAAAAUUCAGCCCUCAGCAACUUGAUGAAUGAUUGCAAUGUUAUGUUAUCCUUUGUUGUUUUUUUUUCCAAGCCAAAAAUCUGUAGGUUUAGUAAACUUAAAAAACUUUAAUAUUGUAUGCAUACUAUUGUUUUAGGAACAUCAAAGGGAGCAAGUUUGAGUGUGCAUUAUUUUAUGACUACUUUGCUAAUGCUCUUUUCCAUUUUUUCUUUCCCUGAUUUAGUCACUUGCAUAAGUGGAUAAGGAAUGGAUAAAGAUUGGAUGGGAAGGAUUCUUAAGGAUUGGAUAAUUUUAAGGAUAAAGAUUGGAUGGGAUCAUUUCAUUUGGAACGUGUAGGAAAGUUGGAUAAUAUUGGAUAGGUUGCGAAGAAGUUGCUUUUGGAAUGGAAAAUUGACCGUAGGAAGGAAACUAUACUAAGUCGCUUAACUGGAACCGUGGAUAAUUGGAAGGGAUACUACCUGCAGUUGAAGGCAAAAAAUUCACACACUGCAGUUUGGAAGGAACCAUUUUGCAAAGCAAUGGAUGGAAUUUCUUUUUUUUUUUACCUUUUUUUUUUAUUUGGACCACCGAUUGUUUUGUAAAAUGGAGACACAUAGAUGAAUGGAAACAUCUUGGAUUGGAAUAAAACUAUUGUGGAUCAAAUUUUUCCUAUAUGUUAAACAAUACCACGGUAUUCUCUGUUAGCAAUUCUCCGGUUGUUUAGUGGGGAAUUUUAUAUAUAUAUAUAUAAUCUUGAUUGAAAGCAAAAGCAGCUUAAUGUUUUGUAAUUCCUAUUUUUAGUCUCAAAACAAUAAUGUUAAACAAAACUUAUCACCAAAACAAUUAACCGGGAUUAAGUUUGGGGUAAAGUGGUAAAGUAAAAGAAAUAAUCAGAGCUAAAUUCAUGAAUGAGGUAAACAAUAAAUAAGCGAUAGUGGGUUACAUUAGAUAGCUACCGGGUCGUAUUAUUUGUAUGGUUGGUCAUUGGAACUCAGGCUGGAGCUAACGUUGGAAGUAUGCAUGGAUUGGACUUUCUCUCAAAUGAUCUUUCUCUCUCAGGACUUAGCUUCUCACAGCUAGCUUCUCACAGCAUCAUCUGAAUCUAAUGGCAGGCACAGUACCAGUAUACGCAGGAUAAUUUUUCACAAAGUAUCCUAAAAAAUCCGGAGUGUGGCGGCAGCCUAGGAUUAACCUGUAAAGUGUAAGCAUUAUUUAAAUUUUGAAAUGUUUAGCCCUGUAGGCUUUGUUUUCUUCUGUAAGUGCUGAUCUAUUGAUGCUGUCUCUAAAAAGGUUUGUUUUAUUAAACCCAUUAUCUUUUUAGAUUCCAUCUUUUUAAUGGUUUUAAUUACCUUUUAUUACCACUGUUAAGUUUUACAAACAGGCGAAUUGUUUUAUGUUGCAAAGAGUGUAAAUUUCUUGUUUAAGGAAUUAUACCAGUAUGGUUGAAUGUUGUUUAAAAAAAAAAGGUUACAAGCUGAGGCAAAGUUAUUGCGAUCAUAUACCGGUACAGAUAUGUUCCUUAAAAUGUUCUCCAAUGGAACUAUUAUUUUUUUUUUAAGAACAUCAUUUGAUAUCAAUUAUUUAGGUUUGGGGAAAGUGACAGGUUCUAGGUUUUGGUAAAAUAUUUGUUUUAUGCUGCUGAAUAAGUUUUCCACACUAAAGCUUGGCAAUGACUCUUCUUUUUAUUUUCAUAUCUGUGUUCAGUAAGAUGUCAAGGGCAGUGUGUUCUUCCCUUUAAAAAAAUGUUAGCCAUGCUAAAUAUAUUUUAUGUAAUGAUUUUUGUGUUGAACUCUCAGCACUUUAAUUGAUAUUUUUAUAUUCUAUGUUCUGUUGUAGGGGUAAUAAAAUUGCUGCUUUAUUAGAAAUGUA
Lymnaea stagnalis (great pond snail) is the source of this 5898-nucleotide messenger RNA. The record is from the annotation of a GenBank genome assembly. Lineage: Eukaryota; Metazoa; Mollusca; Gastropoda; Lymnaeidae.